Salvelinus sp. IW2-2015 is the source of this 2751-nucleotide messenger RNA. RefSeq names its product heat shock protein HSP 90-alpha 1. Gene Ontology annotation, cellular component: plasma membrane; cytosol; neuronal cell body. Gene Ontology annotation, molecular function: ATP-dependent protein folding chaperone; ATP binding; ATP hydrolysis activity. The record is from RefSeq and is a predicted model, not a curated record. NCBI's taxonomy places the organism in Eukaryota, Metazoa, Chordata, Actinopteri, Salmoniformes, Salmonidae. Gene Ontology annotation, biological process: protein stabilization; cellular response to heat; protein folding.
CUGUACUGUAGUGGGACUGGGCAUUCCUUCUGGAAGCUUCUGAAUGGGGGCUUCGAGAAAGCUGCCCCUUGUAUAAAAAGAAUGGAGUAGGCCCAGGGGUCCUCAGAUACAGAAAGUGAGAAGACAUUCACUUGAAGCCAUAGAGGAUUAGGAGCAGUGAAAUACAGAGAUUUAAAGACUACAUUAAUCUGCAGAGGAACAGAAGAGACGCUCAGAGAUUCAAUCUACAGCGAUCAGCAAACGAGAAGUGAAGCACUGGAGCUCAUUCUUAUCUAUUCAAGAUGCCAGAGAAAACCGGCCACACCAUGGAGGAGGAAGUGGAGACCUUUGCCUUCCAGGCUGAGAUCGCCCAGCUGAUGUCUCUGAUCAUCAACACCUUCUAUUCCAACAAAGAGAUAUUCCUUAGGGAGCUCAUCUCCAACUCUUCAGAUGCCUUGGACAAGAUCAGAUACGAGAGCUUGACAGACCCCACCAAAUUGGAUUCCUGCAAAGAGCUGAAGAUCGAGGUCACCCCUGACCUGCGCACUCGUACCCUGACUCUGGUUGACACCGGCAUCGGCAUGACCAAGGCCGACCUGAUCAACAACCUGGGAACCAUCGCUAAGUCUGGCACCAAGGCCUUCAUGGAGGCCCUGCAGGCUGGAGCYGAYAUCUCYAUGAUCGGGCAGUUCGGUGUGGGUUUCUACUCYGCCUACCUGGUGGCUGAGAGGGUGACCGUCAUCACCAAGCACAACGAUGAUGAGCAGUACAUCUGGGAGUCUGCAGCUGGUGGCUCUUUCACUGUCAAAGUUGACACUGGUGAGUCCAUUGGCCGUGGCACCAGAGUGAUCCUGCACAUGAAGGAGGACCAGUUUGAAUACUGUGAGGAGAAGCGCGUCAAGGAGGUUGUGAAGAAGCACUCCCAGUUCAUUGGCUAUCCCAUCACACUCUUUGUGGAGAAGUCUAGAGAGAAGGAGGUAGACCUUGAGGAGGGAGAAAAGGAUGAAGAGGCUGAUAAAGAUUCUGCAGCUGAGGACCAAGACAAGCCCAAGAUCGAAGAUGUCGGUUCUGAUGAGGAUGAGGACACCAAGGACUCCAAGAACAAGAGGAAGAAGAAGGUCAAGGAGAAGUACAUUGACGCAGAAGAGCUGAACAAGACCAAGCCUAUCUGGACCCGUAACCCUGAUGACAUCACCAAUGAGGAGUACGGAGAGUUCUACAAGAGUCUGACCAACGACUGGGAGGACCACCUGGCUAUCAAGCACUUCUCAGUGGAGGGCCAGCUGGAGUUCCGCGCUCUGCUUUUUGUGCCCAGGAGGGCUUCCUUCGACCUCUUCGAGAACAAGAAGAAGAAGAACAACAUCAAGCUGUACGUGCGCAGGGUGUUCAUCAUGGACAACUGUGACGAGCUGAUGCCAGAGUAUCUCAACUUCAUCAAGGGUGUGGUGGACUCUGAGGAUCUCCCCCUGAACAUCUCCAGAGAGAUGCUGCAGCAGAGCAAGAUCCUCAAGGUGAUCCGCAAGAACCUGGUCAAGAAGUGUAUGGAUCUUUUCGUCGAGCUCUCAGAAGACAAGGACAACUACAAGAAGUUCUAUGAGCAGUUCUCCAAGAACAUCAAGCUGGGAAUCCAUGAAGACGCUCAGAACCGCAAGAAGCUGUCAGACAUGCUGCGCUACUACACCUCCAACUCCGGUGACGAAAUGGUCUCCCUGAAGGAGUAUGUUUCUCGCAUGAAGGACACCCAGAAACACAUCUACUACAUAACUGGUGAGACCAAGGAACAGGUUGCCAACUCUUCCUUUGUGGAGCGCCUCCGCAAGGCCGGCUUGGAAGUCAUCUACAUGAUUGAACCCAUUGAUGAGUACUGUGUCCAGCAGCUGAAGGAGUAUGAUGGCAAGAACCUGGUCUCCGUGACCAAGGAGGGUCUGGAGCUGCCUGAGGAUGAGGAUGAGAAGAAGAAGCAGGAGGAGCUGAACACUAAAUUCGAGAACCUCUGCAAGGCCAUGAAGGACAUCCUGGACAAGAAGAUUGAGAAGGUUUCAGUUUCCAACCGCCUGGUCUCCUCCCCCUGCUGCAUCGUCACCAGUACAUACGGCUGGACGGCCAACAUGGAGAGAAUCAUGAAAUCUCAAGCUCUCAGAGACAACUCCACCAUGGGCUACAUGACAGCCAAGAAGCACCUGGAGAUCAACCCAACCCACCCUAUCGUCGAGACUUUGAGAGAGAAAGCUGAGGCUGACAAGAACGACAAAGCCGUAAAGGACUUGGUCAUCUUGCUGUUCGAGACUGCUCUAUUGUCAUCUGGGUUCACGCUGGACGACCCUCAGACCCACGCAAACCGCAUUUACAGGAUGAUUAAGCUUGGCCUGGGCAUCGAUGGUGAUGACUCUGCAGUGGAGGAAAUCCUCCAGCCCAGUGAGGAUGACAUGCCUGUCUUGGAGGGAGAUGAUGACACAUCAAGAAUGGAGGAAGUUGACUAAAGAUAUAUCAGAAGUACAUCAUUUUUUCCCUUUUUAACAUGACAUUUUUUAAGUUAUUUCAUUGUGUCCCAAAUAUACUUUACAUUUUACAUGACUGUUGAGUCGUGGGGAAAGUAUUGUAAUUAAUUCAUCAUCAUUAAUGAAUACCAUAAUUAUAUAGUAUAUCUGCUGCUUUCAACCUUAUUCAACUGUAAAAGUCAACAGGGAUUUGACUUGUGUCUUUUUCUAUUUCUGUAAGCUAUUUUCUAUGAAAAACGACAAGGUUUAUAAUAAAAAAAUAUUUUGAAACAUA